Molecule: messenger RNA, 147 nt
Organism: Blumeria graminis f. sp. triticale
Lineage: Eukaryota; Fungi; Ascomycota; Leotiomycetes; Helotiales; Erysiphaceae
Source: the annotation of a GenBank genome assembly
AUGUCUUUUACCAGGCGCUUAGUGCGGUGCGUCUCUCUAUUGCUGAGUCAUUGUCUUGAUGACUCAGCCAAUACCGCGAACUGGACGUUCGCAGUGUUCAUAGAUAGAAAGAAUAACAACAAGAAUCCAUACCUUGUGAAACAUUAA